Messenger RNA from Xenopus laevis (African clawed frog), 559 nucleotides. It is a transcript of the gene rpl34.L, whose product is annotated as ribosomal protein L34 L homeolog. Gene Ontology annotation, cellular component: ribosome. The record is from RefSeq and is a predicted model, not a curated record. NCBI's taxonomy places the organism in Eukaryota, Metazoa, Chordata, Amphibia, Anura, Pipidae. The transcript has 5 exons. Gene Ontology annotation, biological process: translation. The coding region runs from base 56 to 517 and encodes 153 amino acids. Gene Ontology annotation, molecular function: structural constituent of ribosome.
ACAGAAUUGGGGUAAAUUGUGAGAAUGAAGAGUCCCUGCCCUAUUGGAUUUAUGCAUGUCGUCAGGAUUGGGAUUUUCUAGGCUUGUGCAUGUGGAAUAUCGUGAAGAUGGAUCAUGUCGUUACUGUGCAUUCUGGGAGUUUUGGGAAACCCAGAUCUCAAAAAUGGCUCCGCGUCUCACAUACCGUCGUAGGCUGUCCUACAAUACAACCUCCAACAAAACAAGACUAUCCCGAACACCAGGUAACAGAAUUGUGUACCUGUACACCAAGAAAGUUGGCAAAGCACCCAAAUCUGCUUGUGGUAUCUGCCCUGGAAGACUACGUGGUAUCCGUGCUGUUAGACCUAAAGUGCUCAUGAGACUUUCAAAGACUAAGAAGCAUGUCAGCAGAGCUUAUGGUGGAUCCAUGUGUGCAAAAUGUGUUCGUGAUAGAAUUAAGCGGGCAUUCCUUAUUGAGGAGCAGAAGAUUGUUGUGAAAGUAUUGAAGGCACAGGCACAAAGCCAAAAGGCAAAGUAACAUUUUUGCUUUGUAACUUCACAAUAAAUAUGGUUAAUUGUU